Messenger RNA from Scatophagus argus, 3901 nucleotides. It is a transcript of the gene bcl2b, whose product is annotated as BCL2 apoptosis regulator b. NCBI's taxonomy places the organism in Eukaryota, Metazoa, Chordata, Actinopteri, Scatophagidae. Bases 636 to 1322 code for a protein of 228 amino acids. Gene Ontology annotation, molecular function: protein heterodimerization activity; protein homodimerization activity. The transcript is spliced from 2 exons. The record is from RefSeq and is a predicted model, not a curated record. Gene Ontology annotation, biological process: negative regulation of intrinsic apoptotic signaling pathway; extrinsic apoptotic signaling pathway in absence of ligand; intrinsic apoptotic signaling pathway in response to DNA damage. Gene Ontology annotation, cellular component: mitochondrial outer membrane.
AGCGCAGCCAAAGGAAUUACUUUGCGUAGCUGACGUCAGAAAAAUACCUCACCACCAGAGAGCGGCCAACUGGCGGUGAGCAGGGAGCUGCUGAAGAGGAUAUGAGGAGGCAAUCGUGGAAGAGGACCAGUCCGACCUUGUCUGGCUCGCAGUCGCGCGCCUAGUUGUGCGUAAACGCUGUUUAAAUAGUUGGCGGCGUUUGAAGCCCCUUCGGGCGCGGACAAUUUUGGCCCUCAUUCAUGUUUUUAUUCGCAGUAUAUCCACGUCUGGGUGAUGUGCACAGGAAUAGAUGAGCACUACUCCAACCUCUUCCGCAUACUGGAUUUCUGCGUAAAGAGAAGGUCGCCGAUGUCCCUACAAGGAUUCGGGAAAUGAAGACUGCUGCUGACAUGGACUGAGUAUUUUUUGACUUUUAAAACGCUUUUUUUGCGCAGUUUUGAUCAAGGGGCUUUCUUGAACUCACGAAGCAUUUGCUCCGUGCGUGGGAUUGGGAUCGCUGCACUGCUUAGCCUGUAUUCAAUUAUAACCGAGUUUUGGAUGAGCCCGUGCCGUGCAUUGUACCGUGCACAAAUUCGAUCACCAUGCAUUUCAUUUAGGACCACCUCUGUCUAAACAAGGUGCCAAAUCAAGCAGGAAUGGCGAACGAGUGUAAUCGCAACAUUGUGGAAAAGUAUAUCUGCCAUAAACUCUCCAAACAGGGCUACGUGUGGGGAUUUGACGAUGUCCGGGAUGAAGAUGCUGCUAAUAAUGGGUCAAUAGUCGCUUCUCCACCGACUUUGGUCCGCCGGUGCCGUGAGGCCAGCACCGGGCCUGACAGCGAGAGCAUCCCCCACCUCUGCAAACGGCUUCCCCAGUCAGACCCGCACGCCGCCAUCCACAGGGUCCUGCGCGAGGCUGGAGACGAACUUGAAAGACUGUAUAAGCCGGACUUCACGGACAUGUCGCGGCAGCUGUAUCUCACCUCCACCACGGCGCAGAGGAGAUUCGCCGAGGUGAUAGACGAACUGUUCCGGGACGGGGUGAACUGGGGCCGGAUUAUCGCCUUCUUCGAGUUCGGGGGCACGGUGUGCGUGGAGUGCGUGUCGAAGGAAGAGAUGACACCGCAGGUGGACAACAUCGCGGAGUGGAUGACGGAGUAUUUAAAUGGACCUCUGAACAGCUGGAUACAAGAUAACGGGGGAUGGGAUGCUUUUGUGGAGCUGUAUGACAGACGGAGGGACUCCAUCUUCGCUUGCUCAUGGCCCUCCAUUAAGACGGUCUUUGGUGUGGCUGCGCUAGGGGCGGCUAGCCUCACCAUCGGAGCAUACCUUGCACAGAAGUGAACGAGCUCUCCUUUUAUUUCUCAUCCUCCACCUCCUUGUCCUCUUCGUGCCUCUUCUUUUUUCUUUUUAAAGAUGCCCCUGACCCCUCAGAGACAACCUUCAGACUCUUCCAAAUCUGACUCUCUUCAAGGCGACUCCCUCUUUCUCGACCCUCCGUGUCAAAACAGAAACAAAUCAAAACAAUUGAAGAAACCAGACGAGCGGCCCACUAGGAGCAAAGGACGUCUUGAAAAGAGGCAGCUUAGAUGUAAUCACACUAAUCUGAGCACAACUGAGGAGAAAGGAGGAUUUUUGUUGUUCUGCCUGCUUCUGUACUAGUUGUAGCAUGAAUGUUGAGUGUUAGUGUAGAUGUUGCAUGUGUCAGAGCUCAUGAGGGACCUCUAUUUGGAGGCCUUGAGGAUGCGGCGUGCAGGGACAAUGAUGCCCCACACCGGAGAGGAAGCGGCCGCAGCCCCACCCCUGCUUGUUAGAGUGAAGAACCCCGUUUGAACCGUGGACUCCUGCAAAACCCCAACACCACCACCACCACCACCACCACCCCGCAGCCGUCCUUCAAAGGGCUUCCUCCACAGAACAGCUGCUCAGAAUGUAUAAUGGAAACAGCUUGCUACAACCAGCGAGUUGUGUCUUCUGCUUUCACUCCUCAGACAGCUCCAGUGAACUCUGAACACACUGCACCAUUAUACUGUCCCUGGCCUUUAACAAGUGAAGAAAGCGCCAGUGGAAGACUGAGGUCUGCUGAUCUCUCUUGCGGAGUUUUUGAGAGCCCCUUGAUUGCAAUUUGGUAUGUUAGUUUUAAUUUUUGCAGCGCACCAACCCCCAAACUGUGUAAUUUAAUCACAGAAAAUGACAAUGGAAUUUUUUCAAGGACUGAAAAACAUGCUGAACAAGUGUGUUGUUGCAUAAAAAUGUCAUAUGUUGGAGGAAUAUACUGAGAAAAAUAAGCACAGCACAAAAGAGUGAGUGAGAAGUAAAAUAAACAUUGCAUUCUGCAUCUUAAGAAGGGAGCAGGCCCCUGCAAGAUAAAUGGACAAGUUUUUUUUAAGGGUGCAUUCUCCAGGCAAAGCAACGUGAAAGAAGACUGCUUCUCUGUUUUAAAAAAAGAAGUACUUCCCUUUAAAGAGCAUCUUCAGAUGAGCACCAAGCAACUCUUAACAGCUAUCAGUCCUUUUCUGUUUUCUACCUCUGUUGCAGCUUUCUUACUCUUAAAUCGGUGUCUUUGUGGUCAGAUUGUCUGGGCCCGUCAACUUGCGUCUUCCAGCUGCUGAGGCCCCACAGUGACUUGCUAGAGCUAGAAUCCACUCUGACAAAAAAACGCUUGUUGACGUGGACUAAGAAAACGUUGCCUGGCCACAGAUGACUAAAUGGAAUACCACAGCAGCAGGGUUUCAGUUGAGGACUAGAGCCAGUGUGUCCCGAGUGCUGGAACCUGAGAUGUCCCUUCUCUCCGGUCUGCAAAUGCAUUCAGCCAUUGAUUUGUUCCUUUCAGCCUGUUUUAUUGAUGUUUGUCUUGUGUUGCAGUCUGAUAGAAAAUUUUGGAAAUGCUCCCAGGCUCCAAAAUAUCUUAUUGUACACAAUACUUAGCAAGUUGAUUAUGGAAAAGUGAUUUUUCUUUAAUUUUCUGUCAUUAAAAAAAAUCUUCAACUUCUUUGUUGCAUGGAUGAAAGAUACUGUCUUCACACAACAGCUAUUCACUGUGUGUUACCAUAUUUAUAAUAUGGAAGAUAGCAAAUAACAUCAAAGGAGUUGCAUUUUCUAUUUAUUGAGAGGUACCAGAUCACAGAUUUUUUUAACAGUACUUUGAUAAUAGGGGAUAAUUUUUUUCUUUUCACCUUUUUUCUAUUCUAUGGAAUCACACUGUAACUACAUUUUUUUUUCCUGGCUGCUAUUAUAACAAGAAAAAUGUUUAAAAAGUGAAUUUCUGUGUUGUAUUAAUAUUGGCUUAAGGCUGCUAUACUGUCGAAUUAACUUUUACUUACAGCUUAAACUGCCACAGAUUUACAGUAUAGUUCUAGAGAGCUGGAAACCAAAGUUAACUUGUAUUAAUCUUUAAUUUAAAAAAAAAAGUAGCUUAAUGAGAAUAUAUGUUGCUUCUCUGAGUCUAUUCAGUGAGGUUUUCUGAUCUCUCUGUGGAGGGCUUGUCUAGUGUUACUGUGCUAUAUCAGCUUAACUUUUGUCAAUUUUGUGCUCCCAUGAUAACUCAGUGCUUAUCUGUAAAAGGUCGACCUGCCAGACUUAAACCUUGUCUUGGUUAUCGCUAUAAACCACCCCAUUCUCACUACAGCUGAUGGAGUGUGUGAUAUUCCUGUCUAUGUAAGAGACAAACAGGCUGCAAUUUAUGAACAGGAAUAGAAACAGUUUAACAGCAAUAUACUGUAAUUUUUGUUUUGUAUUCUCUGUGCAUAUAUGAAUGUAGGCACUAUGGUUGCUGUACUGUUAUAUGUCCCUAAUCACAAACCUGUAGCACUUAAAAAAAGUGACUUGUGUUUCUGUUGUUUACUGCUAUAUCCACAAUAAGCUAGCGGGAUCAUAUUGUUCCUAAUAAACCAGAUUUCUCACGCAGCUGCAGUCUAAGUUCA